GUUUGGUUUGAAUACCGACAAGUAUACAAUCCUCAACGUUAAGUAAAUUUUAUAUAUUUUUCCAUUAACAUGGAAGAGAUUUUAAAAGAAAUUGAUAAAUUACAUUUAGAUUAUUUGAGUGAGGAAUGGAUAGAGUCUAUUUUUGCAUCAGAAUUCUUAGAAUAUGCCGAAAUGCCUAAUGACUACGAAGUUUCAAUAGAAUAUGAUGAUAUAAAAUUUAUAUUCUUAAAUAUAAUUAAUGCAGUGCAGGAAUGGCUUAAUAAUAAUCCUGAAAAUGGAGAAGAUAAAUCCUGGACACAGUUGUCACCUCAAAUAAAACAUCAGAACUUAUUAGCUCUUUUAGGUUACUUUAUUGACUUCGGUGGUAAAAAUAUUCUUACAAGAGAACACCGAAAUAACGCUAUCCUUGCAUCUCGUUUGUAUUACAAAUUAUUGUGUAUUCCUGGAUACAAAGCAUAUCACAUUUAUCAUUCACAACUGUUCACACAAUCGCUCCUUUGUCUUAACUAUCCCAAAGCAGUGUGCAUAAAUGAAAACAAUUACUUCAAUACAAAAGAGCUCACGUGCGAGGUGAACUCUCUCAUUAAGGAAUUGGGGCACUUUGUGUAUAAUUUACGAGAAAUUAUUCCAAAUUUGCAUUUGUCACCAAACGAUAUGAAUUUUGAAGACAUCGUUAGUAACCUAUUAGAUAUUACAGGAGGUGCCAUUGUUAACAAACUUCAUAUAGAUAAAGUAGAACUGGCCAACCUCUCUGGUACCAUAUAUGAAAUGAUUGAUAUUCUGAUAUGUCAAACAAAGGAUGAACCAAAUUCUACAGCGAUACUGUUGAUUUUUAAAUGUCUCCUACCGAAGUUCAUUGCUGCAUCCACAGACAGUCGGAGUGCAAAUAAUGUGGUGAGAGCUUCAUAUGUGACUUAUUCAGGGAUAUUGUUAUCUAAAUAUGGUAAAGCUGCUCUGCCAGGUUUUAAUAUUCUUUUGCAACAUCUUUGCUACACUUUGGAUGGACUUGAACGAGCAGAGGUUAGAUUCGCUCGUGUAUCCCUUGUGGUAGGUCUCAUGAGCCUCUUGCCCCACAAAUCUUAUAGAAACUUUGUGAACUGGUUACUAAAAUUAUCAACAACGGCAAAAGUCUCACACAGACUGAUUGCCCUGGAAAUAUUGGCUAAGCUAUUGAAUAAUGAUAGUGAUCAAUUCACCAACAAAGAAACAACUCUAAAUGAGUCAUAUAAUAUAGGUAAGAAAAAACUUGAAUGUGAGCCCACGCCAGAAGGUGAAAACACUGCUGAACCACAAGCCAGAACUUCAACAGACUCAGUAAAUACUGAAAGUGAAAGUGAAGAUCUUCCUGAUAAUGAAGAAACCGAGGACGCGAUAGCAGGGCUCCUCCGCCAGAGGGCGCACACGGUGGCGCACGGCGAGGUGCUGCGCGCCGUGUACGAGCGCGUGCACGACGCGUCCGGCUCGCUGCGCAUGCGCGCGCUCGCCCUGCUGGCGGACUGCCUGCUCUCCGACCACCCGCCCAUGAAGAGGGCUAUCGAGGAGCUGAACGGCGCGGGCAGCGUGUCGCGGCUGGCGGCGGCGAGCGCGCGCGGCGUGUGCGACGAGCGCGCGGCGGUGCGCAAGGCGGCGGCCGUUCUGCUGCAGCGCCUCGCCGCCGCCGCGCUGAGGGGCGGUCGCGCGCCAAGAGACUCCGACUACGCGAUGCUGGUGGGGUUAUGCCGUGACGCGAGCAUCGUAGUGCGAUCGGCUGCAUUGUCCGCACUGGGUGAACUAGUUGCCUGCGCGGCCUUAAGCCCCAUCGCAACAACAGUACCUCUGCUCCCCCCAACGGAAUCUCCAGCUACCCCUUCGUCACCGGUUACGACCACUGAGCGCCUGGGUACCCCCACAAAAUGCCUGACAACUCCGACAAAUUGUCCCGCUACUCCUACAAAUUGCCCCAGUACUCCUACAAAUUGUCCCGCCACUCCUACAAAUUGUCCCGCCACUCCUACAAAUUGUCCUAGUACUCCUACAAAUUGCCCCUCGACUCACGCAAGGACCUCGGCCACUUCGGAUGAGCCUCACGACGCCGCUAGCGAUCCUCCGACCGUCACUCGAGUUGCACUCGACGCCUUCCUCGCCGGGCCCAUGCAUCGCUUGUCCGACCCUGAAACCAAGAUUCAAGAGCAAGUUGUGGGUUUCAUAAAGGAUUUGUUAAUAGAUCCUUUACGAAAAUAUGAUCCUCUCGUAAGCGAAGACACCUUGCCCUGGGAGUUCCUUUCGGGCAUCACCCGGCACAAUAUGAAGAGACAUUUACAGAAAGCGUGCGGUUUGCUGGUCAAAUCAUCAAAUUGUAUCAAUCAUCGACUAGUCGAUAUACUGAGCACGCAUCUGGGUACAUCGAGUGACGAGCGCGACCUACAGUGCCUCGUGCUACUGACCAGCGUAGCGAGACACGUGGACUACUCCGACGUCGGCUUCCUGCUGGACUACUACUACCACCUUACGGCGAAACAGGAGCGUGACGCGCGCCUGCUGCCUCUGACGCUGGAGCUGCUCUCGGUGUGGUCGGGCGCCGUGGCGGGCGCCGCGCGCGACGCGCUGCGGGACCACCUCGUCACGCGUCUUGCGGCCGCGCCCGAUGACGAAAGCAGACCAGCUGUCGCGUCUCUCGCAGCACAAUUGGAUCCUAAUAAUCUGCACUGGGCGACUGAGCUGAUGCAAAUAUCGGAGCGGCGCGCGCUAGCGAGUAGUGACGUGCGUGAGUGGCUAAGAGCGGCCGACGUGUCGCUAGUGGCGCCCACGCCGCCCUCGCCACAGCUUCUGCGACUGUUCCUAACUGCACUGGCACACCCCCCGCCCGAGUGGGGCCCGCAGCAGCGCGGCGCGUGCAGCGCGGGCGCGGGGCGGCUGUGCGUGCGCUCGCGCGCCGCGGCCGCCGCGCUGGCGCCGCCGCUGGCCGCGCAGCUGCGGGACGCCGCCGCGCCGCUGUGCGCGCGCCUCAACGCGCUGCUCGCGCUCACCGACAUCUGCACCAGGUACUCGUGCAUCGUGGAGCCGCAGCUGGACGCGGUGUGCGGCUCGGUGGCGCGCGGCGCGGCGCCGGCGCUGCGGCGUGCGGCGGCGCGCGCGCUCACCCGCCUGCUGCUCGCCGGCUACCUGCGCCUGCGCACGCCGCUCUACUACCGCUACUGCGCGCUACUCGCGGACGAUGACCACGACGUGCGCGAGCCGGCCGAGUACUACGUGUCGUGCUGCCUCACUGUCGACGCCAUCUACCACCACUUCGUCGACUGCGUGCUACAUUACAACAACGAGGACACCGAACCCAUGUCGUUCGAUGCGCGGCAGUUGAUCUACGACGUGAUGCUGCAGCGGCUGUCGUUGGUGCAGAAGCUGAACGUACAGUGUCGCCUGGCGCGGGAGGUGCUGGAGCACGCGGCCAGCCUGUGCGACGAGCAGGACGAGCUGCCCGCCGCGCUGCACGCCGCGCUGCUCGACACCAUCACGCUGCUGUGCGGGCCCCGCAUGAAGCUGCCCAAAAAACCUGAAAAAGCAGGAGAUGCUGAUUUAGAUGACCUUCAAGAACGUGUGACGACGAACAUUGUCUCUCAUAUUUUCACGGAGAAAGAAAAGAAAAUGAAGCGCACGGUGGCCGAGGUGCUGGUGCCGGCCGUGCUGCGGCUGUACGCGCACAUGCGGCCGCGCGGCGGGCAGCUCGCCGCCUACCUCGUGCGCAUCGCCACCGACCUGCUCAACGACUACCGGCACGAGAUCGAGGAGCUGAUAGAGAACGACGAGGAGCUAGUGGAGCGCGUGCGGCAGUUCCAGGAGACCAUCGGGCUGGAGGCGUCGUUCGGCAACGCGCGCAACCUCGUGACCGCGUCCGCGCCGCCCGAGCCCGACACGCCGCGCGCGCGCCGCCGCCCCGCGCCCCGCACCCCCGGCCUGGCGCCGCGCAAGCGGGCGCUGCGCGUAUAG
Messenger RNA from Melitaea cinxia (Glanville fritillary), 3963 nucleotides. RefSeq lists its product as uncharacterized. Gene Ontology annotation, biological process: mitotic chromosome condensation; meiotic chromosome condensation. The transcript is spliced from 22 exons. The coding region runs from base 70 to 3963 and encodes 1297 amino acids. Gene Ontology annotation, cellular component: condensed chromosome, centromeric region. NCBI's taxonomy places the organism in Eukaryota, Metazoa, Arthropoda, Insecta, Lepidoptera, Nymphalidae. Gene Ontology annotation, molecular function: histone binding. The record is from RefSeq and is a predicted model, not a curated record.